This is a messenger RNA of Eimeria acervulina, 1659 nucleotides long. Its product is annotated as 3-methyl-2-oxobutanoate hydroxymethyltransferase, putative. The record is from RefSeq and is a predicted model, not a curated record. The transcript is spliced from 13 exons. Lineage: Eukaryota; Apicomplexa; Conoidasida; Eucoccidiorida; Eimeriidae. Gene Ontology annotation, biological process: pantothenate biosynthetic process. Gene Ontology annotation, cellular component: mitochondrion. The coding region runs from base 1 to 1659 and encodes 552 amino acids. Gene Ontology annotation, molecular function: oxidoreductase activity; 3-methyl-2-oxobutanoate hydroxymethyltransferase activity; magnesium ion binding.
AUGAGCAGCUUUUACGUAACAUCCGGCAGUGAUGCCGAUGACAGCACUUGGGGACCAGGAGCAUGUACAUCACUCUAUCAGCUGCAAGGCAUGAAACGAUUGACACUUGCUCAGAUCCUGGCAAAAAAGCGACGCCAGGAGAAAAUCGUCAUGUGCACAGAAGCGCAGAAUCUCCUGACCGAGUUCUCUAUGCAGGCAUACGACUUAUUCACUUCCAGAGUAGCAGAUGAUGCUCUGGUCGACAUCCAGCUCGUCGGCGACUCCCUCGCAAAUGUUGUUCUAGAUCGUUGUGCAGGCUCUCGGCGGUCAGUUGUGAUGUUUGACCUCCCUUACGGCACGUAUAAUACACCGGAAGAGGCAGUUGCGUCAACUGUAAAAGUAGUCCAAGAGACGGGUAUUCAGCUGGUUAAGCUGGAAGGUCACCUACCGGAGAUAGUUAGGGAGGUGCAAAAGCAUGCAGCAGUAUGCUGCCACAUUGGCGUGCUUCCACAAACGGCCACGACCUUUGCGAGCACAGGAGGCACAGCAGAAGAAGCAGAGAGGCUUCUGCAACAGGCUCUUGACCUGCAGAAUGCAGGCGCCUCCCUGAUAGUACUUGAGAUGCGUGAGCUCUUCUCAGGUAUCGGGUGUGAUGGCCAGGUUCUGGUCAUCCACGACAUGUUGGGGCUAAGUGGGCCCGGAACUAAAACAUUCAAGUUUGCAAAAAGAUAUGUAAAUCUCUAUGAUGCUGCAGUUUCGGCUGUGGAAACCUACAGAGCUGAAGUGAUGGCAGGUUCCUUCCCACAAGCAUGCAAUUCAAGUUUCAUGAAGCCCGCGGAAAGCGAGAAGCUGCUUGCCAGGUGCUCAGGUCGUGCGGUUACACGAGACACAUUAAAAGUUUUUCCUUCAGGAAAUGGCAUCACGAGCUCUCACCCGCACGGCACAACGAUGGAAGGCUCUGUGCCAGUGGGCACCUCGUCAGACUGCGCUGAACCUGUUCAGGCAGGUCCAUACAAAUCAACCAGCAGUCCAAGGUCGGAUGACGCCGACAAUGGCGCCAAACGGUCCUUCAUACUGACGAACGAAACCGUCAGAACAGGCUGUCAUCCAAAAGGCGCUGAAGAGCGGCGGCCAGUCGAUGUGGUUUCGCGGAAGGCAAUGGAGACGCUCGGCCGUACUUUUGACCUCGUUAUAAUUGCUUGCCUUUCUGGCGACACUCAGGAUAUAGGUGUGUCUUGUGAAAUCGUACCACAUCAGCGACUCGACGAAGUUCUGUGGGAGAAAGCAGCAGUAAACUGCUGCAUCAACCCUCUGGCUGCUUUGCUGAACUGCACUAACGGCCAGCUUGUUGAUCCCAGGAUGGACCUUGCCAGGAAGCUUGUGAUUUCGGAGGUAGUGGCAGUUGCCAGAGGAAAAGGGAUCCCGUUGACGUUUGCAUCUGCUUGUGCCUCUGCCAUCACUGUCGCGCGUGCGUCUAUGGACAACAUAUCUUCAACUUUGGGCCAGCUUCGCCAAGGCCGCCAAGUGGAGCUUGUAGAUAUUUCUGGAGAGGUAAUAAGAGAAGCGAACGCAAUUGGCUUGAAGGCCCCGGUCAACAGACUGCUUUUGGAGCUGGUAGGAGUGCUCGAGGCUACCCGAGCUCGCCGCCUGCCUAUACAGCAGCAAUUUUGGGGGAGUUGA